Planococcus citri (citrus mealybug) is the source of this 1356-nucleotide messenger RNA. RefSeq names its product E3 ubiquitin-protein ligase LRSAM1-like. The record is from RefSeq and is a predicted model, not a curated record. Lineage: Eukaryota; Metazoa; Arthropoda; Insecta; Hemiptera; Pseudococcidae. Bases 361 to 1044 code for a protein of 227 amino acids. The transcript has 5 exons.
CCAAACGAGUAUAGGUACGUGGAUGUCAUUGUUUUGAGCCGUACUAAGGGGUGGUAGGUAUCUAAAUUUUCUAUACGGCCAACAUAAAAAAUAAUGGAAAUGGUUGCAAUCUUGAUAUUUUCAUUUUAUGCCUUCGACUAUGACAAGUUCGCCAAGUAAGUCGUGAUUUAAAAAUUUUUCAAGUUAAGAGUGGUAGCUCGUCUUCGUGGUAUUCGUAUAAUUUUUUGCAUUAAUUUUUGCUCAAAUCAAUGUUCGUUUAAAAUUCGUAGACUCUUAUAAUUAUUUACAUCAAUUUUUUUAAAAAUUACUGUGCGUUUGUUUUUUCUUAUUACUCACUUGAUCUCAUAUUCAGCGUUCAGAAUGCCAAGUAAUCUCCCGAUUAAAAGGACUUCGCUGCACAGAAAAUGCAAAUAUACCAGUGAAAUGGCACGCGGUCUAAUGAAACUGGAUGACGAUGUAUUCCAUGAAGGGGUAUCCAUGCAACUUUCAAUGGCAAGGCUUCGCCAAUCGCGACAAAUCCUCCUACAACACCUCAAAGUAACGAUGAAACAAGAGAAUAAGCUGCGAGAGCGGACUAAAGAGUUGAAAAUCACCAAGGAUAAUCUAGAAGAAAUUGCUGAAGAAAUACGAUCUCACCAACAAUUCGAUGGCAAAGAUGAAUUGAUGCUAAAUGUGGCAGCAACGAUCGCAUCGGAUGAAGCUUCGGUAACUGGAAGGCAAAUUCUGCACAUCCAAAAAGAGCUCGACCUGAUGUCGCCAAUUGUGGAGGAAACUCGACAAGACCCAUGUGGUAGGAUUCGGUGCUAUGAUCGGGUACUCAUACCCACCAUAACCAUCAACCGGAUGAGUCACUCCAGUCCUCCAACGACAACUGAGGAUAAAAAUUGCAUGAUUUGUUUGCGGAAAGAAGCGGACUGCACGAUUGUUGACUGCGGACACCAAUGCAUGUGUCAAGAAUGCAAGUCGGAAUACGUGGCUGGGUAUGAAAAAUGCCCGAUUUGCCGCGCUGAGAUCACCGACAUAAUUAUACCAGCGCCUAUUUGAAUAGGACGCAGGACUUUCGGAUGAAUCGACAAAUCACGGUGUUUUAUCAGCUAGCCCAUCCAAUGAAGGUUUUAAAAUAGUGUAACAAGGUAUCAUAAAGUUUUGGAAGAAAGUAAUUUUUAUUUUAAUGAACUUUUUCGUUGUUUCCUCUAUUUUUUCUUACAAUUUAAAUAUUUUUCAUGAUUUUAUUAGUGUAAUGUUGCUGGUGUUUCAAAUGUUAAAGUCGAUUUUACUUUUUUUCUUCUAAAUUUUGUAUGAUGUGCUGUUUUUAUAAUGUUUCGAAAUAUUUUUUUUUGCAUUUUUAAAAUUAUU